This is a messenger RNA of Triticum dicoccoides, 3723 nucleotides long. RefSeq names its product protein ALP1-like. Bases 2303 to 3349 code for a protein of 348 amino acids. The record is from RefSeq and is a predicted model, not a curated record. Lineage: Eukaryota; Viridiplantae; Streptophyta; Magnoliopsida; Poales; Poaceae. The transcript is spliced from 6 exons.
ACCACCAUCGUCGCCGCUCCCUCGAUGGUUGGAGCUCCCUUCCCACAGCCCGAUCUAGAUGCCCCUCCCUGUCAUAUCUGAGCACCACGCUCUGCCCGUCCACAACCAGCCUCCUCAAUCUCCAACCUGUUCUACAUCCCCUCUCCACCCGUCCACAAUCAGCCUCCUCAAUCUCCAACCUCCUGCAGCCGUCCCUCUCUGAUUUGGAUCAAAGUAGAUCCAUCGAUGGAGGCAGGGGAGCAGCAGAUGUGGAGCCAUCAGACGAGUAGGAUCAGCUCGGGAAACAUGAGGGAAGGGAUGGAUCUGGUGGAUGCCGGGGAGCAGCAGAUGGAGCAAAAGAAAUAAAGAAUCAGUUGCUCCCGCUGCUACCUCCCAGCCGCGUCCCACCCCGUUAGGAACGCUGCCCGGCUCCCCUGCUCCUAUCGCCCAACCUUUUCCUAGCCAAUAAUCAAGGGGUGCAGUAGAGGAGCACCAGUACCGGUGUAGAAUGCAUCUGCAGUGGUGCGGGUUGGGGACCGAGUGACGGAUUCAGGUCAAGGGGGUUUUCGGCUAGCGCAGAAGCAGGCUGCAUAAGAAUGCAAUAAUGUGAUUAAGCAAGGCAGGCGUCUGGGAAACAAGAAUGGUGAUGGCUUGCUCAACUAGAAGUUCUACAAUAAAUGGAUGGAUAUUUUCUCCUGGAAUGCAGAUGGAUGUCUGAUUGAGAAGAUGAAUCAAGCAUCCUGCUAUGAUAUGACAGAGCAGUAUGGUGAGUACAUAGGGAAGCAGCUCAACAUCCGGCAUACUACAAUUUCAAUUUCUACAAUGCAGAUGAAUGCUAUGCAUUUUUCGGUGUAUGAGUUCUUUGUGAUUUCCUCCCAUAUUUUUGAUCCAGACUUUCAUGAUACACACACAUACUAUAAACUUCAGUACUACUAAUUGCUAGCUUUAUUUGGUCAUAUCUGAUUCUCUGUUGUUAAUCCGCUCCUACAUUGCCAAGCUCAGUUUGAUUAUACAUGGAGUGUGUUUUAUUCUCUGAUGAUAUUUCCAUAUUUUUAAAUAUAUGGCAAGCAAAACUCUUGGUGUUAGUGCUUAUUCUUUUUGUUUUAGAUGGUUUACUACGGUACUUGAGUCAUUUAUUGAUUUAUUUUGGAUGUUGAAUUGUACCAUGCUCCAGGAAGUUGAUAUCUGACUGUCUAGAGUUUGUGCCUAAUUUAGAUUGACCAUGGUAUGGACCAAUCCAAGGUCCAUCAGGAUGUAGACAGUGUCCGUAAAUUCCUUCUGGACCAGUACAUCAAUAAAAAAAACAUGUCAAUGCACAACACUCCUACAUUAACCAUUCUCAACAAAGUCAUGCCUGUAUUAUGAGAAAUCAGAUCAACGUUGGUGGGCAAGAAGUUUCAGUUUUCUUUUAUAAUUCUAUUGAUGAUUGAUUAGUUAUUAGUUAUGCUCUCGAAGAAGUUGCCGAUGGAGAUAGCUGGGGUGUCAUCGUCCUUCCUUGAUCUGGGCAUAUGUGCCGGCACUUGCAGAUUCCAUCGCAUAGAGAAAUGGCACUGCUUCUGUGCUACCUAUGAUCAUUUAUGUGCUGGCCAACUUUCAUUUUCAUGCCAAGCAGGGUUGAUUAUCAGAGGGCUAGGAAAGAUGGAGCAUGAGCGGGAGCAUCGACUACGAUGAGUUCAUCAGGGUGACAGUGUACAUCAACAAGCAGUAGCAGGAGGAGCACCUGCCGGCUGCCUUUGUCUACGUCGACAAGGAUGGCAGUAGGUGCAUCACCGUAGAAAAAGCUGGAAGAAGCUUGCCAAGAGUACAACAUACAUGUUGUAUCAACACAUCAUUAGGGACAUCGACAAUGACAACAUGCGUAUGUUUAUUCACUGCAGUCUUUGUCUUGAAUUAAUUAAUUGGUUUCAGUUAAUUCCAGUGAUUAGUUUUAGGGGCUGUUUGGAUGACUACCAAUAGUUGCCUUACCAAAAUAUUGGUCACGCCCGACCCUUUUGGCCUCCACCUGGAUCACGACCAAUUUUGGCUCGCCCCAGCGCGCCCGCGCCCAUUUUCGCCAAAUCGCGGGCGAAACGGCGGCGCGGAAAUCGGCCGCCAAAAAAUUGGCAGCGCGCGAACUGGGCGUCGAGUAUAAAAGGUAGGCAGCGAAAUUUCCUCGUCGGUUCCUUCACUUUCCUCUUUUCAUCCCAGGCAAACACACAGGAGCGAGUGGAGGGCAAGAUCUGCAGCUAUCGCCAAGGCCGCCGGAUUCCUGCGACAAUACGAGCUUCUCCGGCCGCCGCCGGCGUUCCUCUGUCUCUCGUUCUCAUCUCUCAAUCCACCCACGAUGGACUUGGAUCAGCAAAAAUAUUAUUAUCUCACCAUGUUGUGGCGGAGAACUCUGUCUGUCAUUGUUCUUCUCUUGGCUCUUUGGUAUAGAAACAAAGAUGGUAGAAAAUUUAGAAGUGGAGGAAGAAAGUAUGGUCCACUAGUUGAGAGAGACAUCUACAGGACUAAUGUCCUGGUUAGGCUAAUUGACACAUCCGAUGCAAUAUGUAUCAAGCAACUGCAGAUGUCUCGAGCUGUGUUUUACAAGCUAUGCAUUAGGCUCAGGCAGAAAAAGUUGUUAAUUGAUACACUACAUGUUUCAGUAGAGGAACAAGUAGCAAUGUUCCUAUACAUGAUCGGUCAGCAUCACACAAAUUCAUCCAUUGGAUUUUGGUUCUGGCGAUCUAGUGAAACAGUGAGCAGAUAUUUCAAUAUUGUUCUUCGUGCGAUGGGGGAGUUAGCUCGUGAUCUCAUUUACAUUAGAUCAACGGACACACACACAAAAAUCACUAGCAGCCCGGACAGAUUCUACCCGUAUUUUGAGGGAUGCAUAGGGGCACUAGAUGGCACUCAUGUUAAGGCUUGUGUUCCUGCCCACAUGGUCGACAAGUUUAGGGGCCGCAAGUCAUACCCCUCCCAAAAUGUGCUAGCAGUUGUUGACUUCGACCUUCGAUUCACAUAUGUUCUAGCUGGUUGGGAGGGCUCUGCCCAUGAUUCUCUUGUGCUAAAAGAUGCCCUCACACGUCCAGGGGGAUUAAAAAUACCCGAAGGGAAAUAUUUCUUGGCUGAUGCCGGGUAUGCUGCGAGGCCAGGGAUAUUGCCUCCUUAUCGUGGUGUGCGCUACCACCUAAACGAAUUUGCUGGAGACCGUGACCCAACUACCCCAAAAGAAUUGUUCAACCACCGCCAUUCAUCACUUAGGACCACAGUUGAACGGGCAUUUGGGACUCUUAAGAGUCGCUUCAAGAUUCUUACUCAAAGGCCCUUCAUACCUUUGAAAUCUCAGAAAAGUGGUAGUUGCUUGUUGUGCUUUGCACAAUUGGAUAUUAGAAAAUGGUCCAGAUGAUUAUGUUGUGGAUGAGGCGACAUGGUAUGCCAAUCUCCCUAGGAGUACUGGGCGGGUUCGUGAUCAAGAGGCUGACAUACGUGAGUGGGCUGCCAAGCGAGAUUUAAUCGCUCAGCAAAUGUGGACAGAUAGAGAGAGUGCACGUGACAAUGAGGCUGAUGCUAUCCCAGCUUAGUAUCUUUGAUGUAUUUCCAUGUGAGGGAACAUUUGAAGGAUGUACUGUACCUUUGAUGUAUUUCCAUGUGAGGGAACAUUUGAAGGAUGUACUGUACCUUUGAUGUAUUUCCAUGUGAGGGAACAUUUGAAGGAUGUACUGUACCUUUGAUGUAUUUCCAUGCGAGGGAAAAAUUGAACGAUGUAGUGUUUCAAUUUAA